AUGCGGUCCAUGUUGCCGAAAUUCAAUUUUGUUAUCUGCUCCAUUGAAGAGUCCAAAGAUCUGGAUACUCUUUCACUUGAUGAAUUGCGAAAUUCUUUGAUGGUUCAUGAGCAGAAGAUUGUUCAACAGGAUGUAGAAGAGCAAGCAUUACAAGUAACCAUAACCUCCAAAGAUUCUGGGUGCAGAAGGCGCAAGUGUAAGGGAAGAAACUCAGAGAAAACUGAAAAGGGAAAUCGAAAAAAAAAAUGGUAUGGUCAUUACCGUUUUGAAUGUCGUACAAAUCUGAAAAAUGUACGUGGGGAGAACUCUAAUUUUGUAGAAGUAAUUGAGGAGGAAGAAGUCUCUUUGUUAAUGGUGAGCCAAUCCUCAGAACAAUACCACAAAAGUUUAUGGUAUUUAGACACGAGCUGUAGCAACCAUUUGUCUGGAGAAAAAUCUGCAUUUUCUGAACUAGAUGAAACUUUUCUCACAAUAGUCAAGUUUGGGGAUGAUUCCCACCUGAAAACAAAUCUUAUAGGUGUGGGUCAACUUCAAGAGAACGGCUACGAAGUGUCUAUCAAGCAUGGAAUUUGCAGGAUCCUAGAUUCUAAUCUUGGAUUGAUAGCUGAAGCUAAGAUGACGACAAAUAAGCUUUUCCCACUUGAUAUGCAUAAUAUUAGCUCUACCAAUUUUUGUUUUUCAACAAAGGUGAAUAGUCAAGCAUGGAUUUGGCACUACAGGUAUGGGCAUUUGAAUUUUGGAGGACUGAAAAUGUUGCAGCAAAAGAAGAUGGUUAUGGGUCUUCCUAAUCUUGAUAUGCUUGUAGAUAUUUGUGAAGAUUGUGUCAUUGGAAAGCAAUCCCGCGAUUGCUUUCCAAAACGAAAAGCAUGGAGAGCUAAAAGAAGUUCUUCUCGUGCUAAUCAGAAUAUGACACCACAAGAAGCUUGGAGUGGACAACAACCGGAUGUUCAACACUUAAGAGUGUUUGGGUGCAUUGCAUUUGCUCAUGUUCCGGAUCAGAAAAGUACAAAGCUUGAUGACAAAGCCAAUAAGUGUGUUUUCAUGGGUGUUAGCAGGGAGUCAAAAGCUUACAAGAUGUACAAUCCUAUCAUCAAGAUGGUGAUUAUCAAUUGUGAUGUGGUGUUUGAUGAAGAUAAUUUUUGGUCAUGGGAAGAAAAGCCAAACAACCAACAACUUCAUUUGGAUCUUUACGAUGGAGAUAAGGAGCAAUAG
Molecule: messenger RNA, 1212 nt
Organism: Solanum verrucosum
Lineage: Eukaryota; Viridiplantae; Streptophyta; Magnoliopsida; Solanales; Solanaceae
Exons: 4
Coding region: 1-1212 (403 amino acids)
Source: RefSeq, a predicted model, not a curated record